Molecule: messenger RNA, 1101 nt
Organism: Talaromyces amestolkiae
Lineage: Eukaryota; Fungi; Ascomycota; Eurotiomycetes; Eurotiales; Trichocomaceae
Exons: 1
Coding region: 1-1101 (366 amino acids)
Biological process (GO): positive regulation of transcription by RNA polymerase II
Cellular component (GO): nucleus
Molecular function (GO): DNA-binding transcription factor activity; transcription cis-regulatory region binding
Source: RefSeq, a predicted model, not a curated record
AUGUACCUGACUCCAAUGUCGCUCUGCGAUUCGGGCAGUCCGGUGCGCCAUGCCGUCCUUUCAAUUGCAGCUAGUCAUCUGGCAGUCGCGGAUUCUAAAUCUGAUUCAAGCCGGAGUCACGCUCUCGCUAUUGCGGCGCAAAAUUAUCGUAUCAAGACCAUCGCGUCCCUGAGAGAGACAUUGGCUCAAGAUCUAGCACUCGCCGCCCAAAAUGAUGCUGCGAUAGCUUCGAUUCUGCUCCUCGAGAUCAGUAAGCAAUUCGACAAUUCCAGCGACAGCGAUGUCAACCAUCUCAUAGGCGCAAAGGAGAUGAUCGUAGCUCGAGGCGGUCCGCAAUCCAUGACGACGCCGUCUGCGCGCUUCCUCUUGAAUCAAAUACUCUACCACGACAUGCUAUCCGCGGUCUCCGGGGGCACCGAGCCGUUGAUAUGUCACUACUGGCCGUGCAAAGAACGAGGUGCAUGUACAUCUCCGUCCGUUGAUCUGGAAUCCUCAAGAGGAUACCAUCCGGCAAUCAUGCAAGCCGUGGCCCGGGUCAGCAAGCUCAAGGUACGAAAGGACGACGCCACCUUUACAUUUGAUGGCAACGAAGACGAUGGAACCAACGUGGCUUUAGCAGAUCUUCUAUUGGUUGGGCAACAGGUCGAAAAUGAGCUGUUGUCCAUGAACUUUUCAGCCAGUCCAUCGGAUCAUCAAAGACACACAACAGAAGCACACCGCUCAGCUGCCCUCAUUUACCUCUACCGGGUCAUCUACGACAUUGGAGCUCCGCACGAGCUUACGCUAUCUCAGGUACGGCGAUGCAUCGACUCUAUGGCUUCUGUACCUAUCUCAUCGCCUCUGAUAUCUGCCCAUGUCUGGCCGCUGUUUACGGCUGGAUGCGAGGCGACCGAGCCAGAGGACCGCGAGUUUGUCAAGCAGCGACUGAUGACCAUGUAUAAACUGCGAAAAAUACAGUCAUUACGGAAGGUGUAUGAGUUAAUGGAACAGGUGUGGCUAAGUAAAGAUUACAGCCAUACUAUGGAAGGUGCCGAAGAGAUGAGCCGGGUUGGUUGUAUUGAGGUUGUCAAGGGAUUAGGAGAGAUGUUACACCUCGUUUAA